CGAAGACGCGCGCUCCAGGCACCCGCACCGCACGCACCUCGCUCCCCGCAGUCCGAUCCCGUGCAAGCUCCGCGACGAUGGGCCGCGCCAGUAGCAGUAGGCCGGCCACCCUCGCGGUCGCGGCGCUGCUCCUGCACGCGGCGGCCGCCCGCGGCGCCUCGGCGGCGGCGCUGCAGUGCGCGCAGGUGGCGCAGCUCAUGGCGCCCUGCAUGCCCUACCUGACGGGCGCGCCCGGGAUGAGCCCCUACGGCAUCUGCUGCAACUGCCUCGGCGGGCUCAACCAGCUCGCCGCCGCGCCCGCCGACCGCGUCGCCGCCUGCGGCUGCGUCAAGGCCGCCGCCGGGGGAUUCCCGUCCGUCGACUUCGCGCGCGCCGCGGGGCUCCCCGCCGCCUGCGGACUCUCCAUCAGCUUCGCCAUCUCCCCCAACAUGGACUGCACCCAAGUUACGGAGGAACCGUAAGAUCAUCAGCCGGACAAGUUAGUUGCAUCAUCCCUCCCACGAAAUAAAACAAGCAAAGGUGUACACCGGUCAAGAUCAACGAUCUA
Panicum virgatum (switchgrass) is the source of this 547-nucleotide messenger RNA. RefSeq names its product non-specific lipid-transfer protein-like. Lineage: Eukaryota; Viridiplantae; Streptophyta; Magnoliopsida; Poales; Poaceae. Gene Ontology annotation, biological process: lipid transport. Gene Ontology annotation, cellular component: membrane. Gene Ontology annotation, molecular function: lipid binding. The coding region runs from base 78 to 461 and encodes 127 amino acids. The transcript has 2 exons. The record is from RefSeq and is a predicted model, not a curated record.